Messenger RNA from Striga asiatica, 1605 nucleotides. NCBI's taxonomy places the organism in Eukaryota, Viridiplantae, Streptophyta, Magnoliopsida, Lamiales, Orobanchaceae. The record is from the annotation of a GenBank genome assembly.
UCGAGCGCAUAGACCAACCAGUAAUACAUCAACACGUCAUCUAAGAAACCUUUACUAACCUACUACAAGUUUCUGGUCCAGAAGAACCACCAACACUCAAUCACACCUUCUCCAAUAUAUUUUGAAGCCGCCUAUUGAACUUCUCUGUUUUGAGUAUUUUGUGUACAGCGACGAAAAUGAACCCCUUGCUCGCAAGAUCAGUGAUGAAGCGUGUGAUAGCCGGCGGUAGCUGCCGCCGCCACUUCUCGUCAUCCUCCGCGGUGGUGAUCCGCGCGCCGAAGCUUUUUGGCGCGUUGAUUGGGGAGCAUCCGCGGGGGUCACGUAUGGCGCUGAUCGGGUGGAGGCGGAUGAUGAGCACCGAGGCGGAGCAUUCUUCUACCUCGGCGGUGGUGGAGAAGGAAGACAAGAGCAACGUCGCGGUGGCGGAGAAAGGCGGAUUGGUGGUAUCGAGCUACUGGGGAAUUUCAAAGCCUAAAAUCACCAGAGAGGACGGCACAGAGUGGCCUUGGAACUGUUUCAUGCCAUGGGAAACAUACCGGGCAGACGUGUCAAUUGAUCUGAACAAGCACCAUGUUCCAAAGACAUUAAUUGACAAAGUGGCAUAUCGGACCGUGAAACUGCUUAGGAUUCCGACAGAUCUGUUUUUUCGGAGGCGAUACGGGUGCCGUGCAAUGAUGCUGGAGACUGUGGCUGCAGUUCCUGGAAUGGUGGGGGGCAUGCUGCUUCACCUCCGUUCCCUGCGCAAGUUCCAGCAGAGUGGGGGCUGGAUUAAAGCGCUGCUUGAGGAGGCUGAGAACGAGAGGAUGCACCUGAUGACUAUGGCUGAGCUUGUCCAGCCCAGAUGGUAUGAAAGGCUGCUAGUCCUCACUGUCCAGGGAGUCUUCUUCAACGCCUUCUUUGUGCUCUACCUUAUGUCCCCCAAGCUGGCUCACAGGGUUGUUGGCUAUCUGGAGGAGGAGGCCAUACACUCUUACACGGAGUACCUCAAGGACAUUGACAGUGGUGCCAUCGAGAAUGUUCCGGCCCCUGCUAUUGCCAUCGACUACUGGAGGCUGCCUAAGGACGCAAAGCUCAAGGAUGUGAUUACGGUUAUCCGUGCUGAUGAGGCGCAUCACCGGGAUGUCAACCAUUUUGCUUCGGACAUUCAUUUUCAGGGAAAAGAACUCAGGGAGGCUCCAGCUCCUCUUGGAUAUCACUAGUGUUCUUUUCGCAUGAGUUUAAGAAACAUUCAUGAUUAAUUCUAUACAUGCUUCGAUUAACCUUGUAAUAAUUCGAUGUUGGAAGUAUAAGACAGAUGUCAUUGAUGAGAGGAUGUAGAAGAAUCUGUUCAUGCCUUAAAUAGUGGUGAGGUGUGUGCAAGAAUAAGUACUGUGCUUGAUUACCAUCAAGUUUCAGAUAAGUAGCUUAUGGUCGUUAUUUGUUGCCUUCAAGGUGUUUCUCAUUUUUCCUUGGUUUGGUUAUGCGUAUGAGAUUAUACAUUUAUGUCUAUUUGUUACCCUUGAGGUUGAGGGUAGUGAAACCUCCAGUUUGUGACCCUCGGACCAUCUUUUACGUUCCCAACGGCCAGCCCGUGGACCAUCCUCUUGUUUUAUUUUUAUUUUUUCC